This is a messenger RNA of Chrysoperla carnea, 2835 nucleotides long. RefSeq lists its product as uncharacterized. The record is from RefSeq and is a predicted model, not a curated record. The coding region runs from base 217 to 2835 and encodes 872 amino acids. The transcript has 4 exons. NCBI's taxonomy places the organism in Eukaryota, Metazoa, Arthropoda, Insecta, Neuroptera, Chrysopidae.
CAAAAGUCUAAAGGUGAACGAAGAUUAACAAUGGUCUAUGGAACGAAAAAUAGAUAAAUAAGGCUGAAUUGGAUAUAUAUUUAAAGCCCGAUCCCCCUAAAACCCAUCAGCAGACCAGCAUCCAUCAAGUAAAUUCAACACCAAAAAAAUCUGCCUAUAUUAAAAAGUGGCAACGAUUUGGCUUCCAUCCACAGAUAAAGAAAAGAGAAGAGAAAAAUGAAAAAGAUAAUUUUGAAGAGAAGCCGUAAAAAUACAGAUCUUCCAUCACACCGUUCUCCUUCACCACCGCUGAAAAUAAUUAAUGAUGGGACAUCAACAUCAACAGAACAUGAUAAUUCUGCAAAUAGAAUUGAUGAAGAUUCUCAUCCAAGCUGUGUGUCCAUCUCUCCAUCAGAAGAAAGCAAUGACUGGAUAGCAGUAACUUGCUUCAAUAACAGAGUGUUUGCAGGGAGAUUAGAGAACAAGGAAAAUAGUAAGAAUCUUAAAACUUUUUUUAAGCAUAAGGAAACAUUAGUUCAAAAUAAAAUUAUGGAGUACUUAUCAUUACAUACCUCAAUUAAAAUUUCACUAGGUUUAAAAUGUGAUUUCAUAAUAAAAAAAGGUGAUAUGGAAGUUAUCGACAAUUUCCACUUUGUGUUAAAACUUGUUCAUUACGAUCAAGCGUCUGAUUUUAACACAUGGUAUUAUGAUUCAUUAACUAAUCUUGACACUCGCUUGGAAGAGUUUCAACAAAGAGGAUCGAAUGCUGCUUUAGAUAAAAUAGUAUGUUUAGAAUUAAAUAUAGCAAAAUUCGAUCCUAUGAAAGGAGGGAGUUAUAUUGCACUCCCCAAAAAAAUUAUCGAUAAAAAAGCUUGUGUCAACAUUAAAAAUAACGAUGAUUUCUGCUUUGCCUAUUGUUUAAUUGCACAUUUUAAGCAGGUAGAUGUAAAUCCUCAUAUUGUUGCAAAAUAUCUACCAGAUUUUAAUAAUUGCUGUAUAUUUGAUGAUUUUAAUCCUUUAAAUAAUAACAACCAAAAUUUGCAUCAAAUAUAUGAUUUUAGGGGUGUUGAUUUUCCUGUGAAAUUAAAAGAUAUCCCCAAAAUUGAAAAAAACAAUGACUUUUCGGUAAAUGUUUAUGGGUUAUCAGAUUCAAAUCUCGUAAAUGGUCCAUUAUAUUUUACUAAAGAGAAGAAAGAGAAACAUAUAAAUUUACUAAUGAUCAGUGAUGAUACUAAAUUUCAUUAUUGUUUAAUUAGAAAUUUAUCAAGACUCUGUUCAUCUCAAAAGUCAAAUCAUGGGAAGGCAAAAAUCUUCUGUGAUAGAUGUCUUCAGCAUUUCAAUGAGAGACAAAAAUAUAAUGAUCAUUUAGAAUUAUGUGAAAACAUUAACAAUGUAAAGAUAAUUUUUCCAUCUGAAAAAGAAUCUAAACUCAAAUUUAAAAAUUAUAACCGCAAAUUAGCUGUUCCCUUUGUUAUUUACAGUGAUUUUGAAUGUUUUCUUCCUAAAGCGAGGGAAGAUAACAAUAAUUCAAAUACCACAUAUUUCCAACAUCAUGUAGCAUACUAUGUGGCUAUCCAGGUUGUUUGUUCUUAUGACGUGAGGAAAAAUUCUUAUUAUUCAUACACUGGUCGGGAUGCAGCAAAAUGGUUUAUUGAUAAAUUAAAAGAGAUUCUAGAUGAAAUAGAAAUAAUAUAUAAAACCAUAGAACCUAUUCACAUGACACUGGAAGAUGAAAUAUCUUUCCAUUCAUCUACAGCUUGUCAUAUCUGUGAAAAACCUUUUCUAGAAGGUCAAGUUAAGGUUCGUGAUCAUUGCCAUCUAAAUUCCACAACAGUGAAUCCUUUAUCAAAUUACCGUGGUGCAGCCCAUGAGGGGUGCAAUCUUAAUUUCACUCUUCCAAAUUUUGUUCCAGUAAUAUUUCAUAAUGGUUCGCGAUAUGAUUUUAAUUUAUUUAUUCGCGAACUCGGCUAUGAUGAUGGAGAAAUUAGAGCCAUCCCCAUAAACAGUGAACGCUACAUCUCUUUUUCUAAAAAAAUGAAUUCGUUAUAUGUCAGGUUUAUAGAUUCUUGUAGAUUUAUGCAAAGCUCGCUUGAUAGUCUAGUAAAAAAUUUAGAUGAUAAUCAAUUUCAUAUUCUUGAAAAUGAAUUCGGGGAAGCUCAUCCACAUUUAGGCUUAUUAAAGCAAAAAGGAAUUUUCCCAUAUGACUAUAUUACUGGUUGGGAUAAGUUGGAAGAGAACAGUUUGCCAGAUAAAAAGCAAUUUUAUAAUCAACUCACGGAUAGUGAUAUAUCUGAUGAAGAAUAUGAACAUGCGAAAAAUGUUUGGGAAAAAUUUAACAUAAAAACUUUGGGUGAAUAUGCUGAUCUCUAUUUAAAAUGUUAUGUAUUACUUUUAACAUGUGUUUUUGAAAAUUUUCGAAAGGUUUGCUACUCUACAUACGGUCUCGAGGCAAUUUAUUAUUACACAAUACCGGGCUUAACGUUCGACGCAAUGUUAAAAGUUACUCAGGUAGAGCUGGAUUUAAUUACAGAUAUCAAUAUUCUAAAUUUUGUGGAGAAUUCUAUUCGCGGUGGCUUAACCAUUGCAGUAAAAAGAUAUGCUGAAAGUAAUAAUCCCUACAUGCAAAAUUAUAAUCCUAAUUUACCGGAAAGUUAUAUUGUUUAUUUGGAUGCAAAUAAUCUCUAUGGAUUAGCCAUGUCUCAACCUCUUCCAUUAUGUGAUUUUAAAUUUCUAUCUCCCCAAGAAAUACAGGAUUUUAAUAUUCAAACUGAUGUUAAUGGAGAGUAUGGCUAUUUAUUAGAGGUUGACAUUAACUAUCCACAUGAUUUACAUGAUAAUAACUUGGAUAAAUAUUAA